AUGUGUCCCCUAACCCGCAAUGAGUUAGAACUGAUUUUUGAGAAGCUAGAUUCAAAUAGUGAUGGAUUUGUAACCCUUGAGGAGCUGAACCAGUUACUAAAGAGAACAGGUUUCAAGUUUAGCAUAGAGGAGCUUGAGUCUCUAGUGGGAGUGAAGAGUCUAGACAUGAGUGAGUUCAUGUUAUUUUAUGACUCCAUAAAUGGGGAGAGGAAAGAUGGUGAUGAGAUUGAGGAGGUGGAGAGUGAUCUUUUGAAGGCUUUCAAGGUGUUUGAUUUGGAUGGAGAUGGAUUCAUCACUAGUAUAGAAUUGGAAUGUGUGUUGAAGAGGCUUGACAUGUGGGGUGAAGAAAAGGAUUGUAGAUUGAUGAUUCACUCAUAUGAUACUAAUUUAGAUGGCAAGCUUGAUUUCAAGGAAUUUAAGAACAUGAUGUUGCUUACACUAAAACGUAUUUAG
Molecule: messenger RNA, 453 nt
Organism: Lathyrus sativus (Indian pea)
Lineage: Eukaryota; Viridiplantae; Streptophyta; Magnoliopsida; Fabales; Fabaceae
Source: the annotation of a GenBank genome assembly